Hyaloscypha bicolor E is the source of this 840-nucleotide messenger RNA. RefSeq lists its product as uncharacterized. Bases 83 to 799 code for a protein of 238 amino acids. The record is from RefSeq and is a predicted model, not a curated record. NCBI's taxonomy places the organism in Eukaryota, Fungi, Ascomycota, Leotiomycetes, Helotiales, Hyaloscyphaceae. The transcript is spliced from 2 exons. Gene Ontology annotation, biological process: mitotic cell cycle. Gene Ontology annotation, cellular component: DASH complex; mitotic spindle.
GUAAAAGCGCGUCAAAUCUUCCUAUUUGGGUGUUUUUAUUGAUUUACAGGCCUUUGUUGCAUUCCAUUCAAAUACCAUCAAGAUGUCGACUCCCGAUGUCGGCAAGUUGGAUCUCUCUGAUUCAGACACAGAAGACCUUUUCGCAAGCCCGUCAAAAGUCUCCAAGCAAAGCCAGAAAUCCAAUCCAAAAUCAGAUGUGCCAUCAAAUUGCAAUGUCGAAUCGAAGUAUGACGCAGAGCAGGCGCGAGAAGCUUCGUUGCGGAAAGAAUUGGAGAGCGUUCGGAGUAUCAACGAAGUCAUAGAAAGCGUGGUGUCCAGCCUAGAGGUUGCAAAGGGGAAUAUGGAUACGGUAUCGCGCACAGUCACAUCUGCUUCCACACUUCUGAAUACCUGGAUACGAAUACUGUCACAAACAGAGCACAAUCAACGGUUGAUUCUGAAUCCCAAUUGGCAAGGGGCAAGCCAGGAUAUAGCAGAUAUGGAGAAUGAGAUGGUAUUGAAGGCACAACAAGCCGAGAGAAGAGCAGCAGAGGAAGAGAGGCGGCGUGAGGAUGCGAGGCGGAGAGCAGAAGAUGAAGAAAGACAACGGCAGGCUGGCACCUCUGUUCGUGGGGCUAGAGGAACGAGGGGAAGAGGCAGAGGAACUGGGAGAGGGGGUAUCAGUGGGACUGGAUACGUUGCUGGUGGAUCAAGCAGCUUGUCAGGGGGUAGUCGAGGCACAUCACAAACAGGAAGAAGUGGUACUGGCAUAGGCAGAGGCCUUAGAGGUACAAGAGGCCGGGCUCGUGGAGUUAGAUGAGUGCAAAUAAUAUGAAAAGACAAAAUGAUCGCAAAGUUCAC